AUGUCAGAGACAUCUAGAAAUGAUGGCCCCCAUGUCACCUGCGAUCUUCCAUGCCGAGAGGCGACCCACCAUCCGCUUGGCCCAUCCAUGUUUCAACUAACACUCUCUUCUGCCAACAAAGACGAAAUCUUUUCAGAAGCACUAUCAGACCUCGACAAAAGUCACCAACAAACCUCCACCAUUCUACAGAACCUGCAAAAAUGGAAUCCUGCCACCGCAGCCUUGUUCACACUACGAUCUCCCUCCACUAUUCUGUCCACUCCCUUCCGACUCGUCUAUCCCAAUGAGCAUCUAUGCGCUUUUGACGAGGCUGGACUGUACGCCAGACAGUUCCUCGCCAUAUCGUACUGUUGGCAUUCUCCCGACUUCCAGCCAGGAGACUCUGGAUGCCACGAUGUCUGGCCCGUCAAAAAGUCAAUUGUAGACGCCAUAUGGACCGAGAAGCCUCAUCCCCGUGUGGGAAUUUGGAUGGAUCAAUUAUGCAUUGAUCAAUCCUCAUCUGCGGACAAGCGAGCCUCGGUUGCCGCCAUGGACAUCAUUUACCGCUCUUGCUUACGCCUGGUCAUUCUGCUCGAAGACGUGCUUCUCGACGAACAGGAGAUUAGGCUUGUCCAAAAGUACGACAUCUUCACUCGCUCUUUUGACCGGACGUGGAACUUUGAACCGGAUGAUGUCGCUGUUUUUGCAAGUUUCUAUGACAAAGUGGAUGGGGCCCGGUGGUGGAGUCGGGCAUGGUGUUUCCAUGAAUUCAGUGUGCAUCAGCCGUGGACGGACAAACGCCAGUCUGACGGUAGAUACAAUGCGACGUUUAUACUGUGCGGGCCCAACGACACGACCGUGAAGAUUAAGUGGGUGAAUCUGCAGCUGCUCAUGGGAAGCGCAGCGUACGUACUCCCCAACGCGUCUGGCUGGGUCAAGGGGCAAGCCAUCUUCGCUGGCGUGGGAUUGAAGUCUCAGGAUCAGGAAAGAGGGUGGAGAAGCAGCAUCAUGGCCCGACACAAUGGAGUUAGCGACAUGGGCAGCAGUCUCUUGGAAGAUCGUCUUAGUAUCAUGAUGAAUUUGUGUGGCUUGGGUCUAGCAUAUGUAGGUCCAGGUCUGGGGUCUACAGACGAGAUAUUCUAUCUAAGUACUCUACUCGCGCUGGCAGCUGGAGAGACGGCGCCCUUGACCCUGAUGCAUCACCAGUCUAUGAGGCUCCAGGGAAACCCGACCUGGCUAUCCAAACACACAGUCAUGAACGACAUCACAAUCCCCGGCUUCAAAAUCCAAACCCUCACCGGCAUCCAUCAGAUCCAGCCCGCCCAAAUCGAACUCGACAUGCUCUUCCUCGACGCACCCUGGGAGUCCAUCAAACCCCAGCAUCUCGCACCCACCUACACCAUUUUCCCCCACACAAUCCCCACCACCCCACCAGCCACCCACAUCUCAGCCGCAGCAAGUCGCGUCAUGUCCAUCUACUCGUACUCCGAAACCGACCUCGACCUGCCCCGCCGCCGCUUCCUAGCAGGCUGCAUCCUAAGCGGCGCCCGAUUCACAACCCGCCUAUGGACCCAAAUCCAAAACGAUAUCAUCAGCCCAAACUACAACACCGGCGCCUUUAAAAACCUCUCCCCAAACCCCACCUUCACCGUCCCAGCAACCCGCUUCCUCACCCAGCUUUUCCCCAUCUCAACCCUCCUCGGCAUCUCGCAGUCCUCACACACUUUCACCCCGCACGACGCCGCCUUGUUCCUCACCUGGCUAUCCGACCCCCGAUCAAUGUACUACAUCGGCCUCCACACCUUCCGCACCGAAUACAGCCCCCGCCCCCGCCCCGACUUCGCCUUCAUCAAUUCAAUGACGUGUAACCAGUAUUUCCGCACCGCCAACCCCGAGCAACAACAUCAGCUACGCAUCGCCAUUCCCACUCAUCUCCUCGCGUCUUCGUGUAUACCGCUGCGCGCGUGGAUUCUGCAGCCUGUUGGCGUGCCGGGGGUGCAGAGGUGGCGGCUUGUGGGUAAGGCGUUGGUGCUUGGGGAGGGGGAUUUGGAGGAUGAGGCGAGGGGGAAGGGGGAGAGGGUUAGGGUGGAGAGGGUGGUUGUUUGUGGGUGA
Molecule: messenger RNA, 2091 nt
Organism: Plenodomus lingam JN3
Lineage: Eukaryota; Fungi; Ascomycota; Dothideomycetes; Pleosporales; Leptosphaeriaceae
Source: RefSeq, a predicted model, not a curated record